Naegleria gruberi is the source of this 1335-nucleotide messenger RNA. RefSeq lists its product as uncharacterized. The record is from RefSeq and is a predicted model, not a curated record. NCBI's taxonomy places the organism in Eukaryota, Heterolobosea, Eutetramitea, Acrasida, Naegleriidae. The coding region runs from base 1 to 1335 and encodes 444 amino acids. Gene Ontology annotation, biological process: snRNA 3'-end processing. Gene Ontology annotation, cellular component: integrator complex. The transcript has a single exon.
AUGUUAUCCAGAAACGAAUCUUCAUCGGCAGGAAUUAAUGCAUCAUCAGGAUUGGAAUCUAACAAUUUUCAAAUGGGUCUUGAAGCUGAAGCCAUGUCUUUCUUGAUAACAUUAAAGAAAGGAGUACACUCAACAGUUGUUUCGCAACAAAUACAAAGUAUUGUUAGAUUCACUGAUCUUAUUACGGAAUACCCUCUUCCUAUUAUUGCAAAUACUGCUCUUUUAAAAUUAGCUGAUGUUUUUCGGGAUUGUAAUAAUAAUUUUGUACGAUAUUGGAUCGUGAGUGUGUUCGAGGAGGUAAAGGGUGAAUUGUUAAAAGUUUUAAACCAUGAUGAAUUAAUCAAAAGAUUUUCUGCUGUAUUAGGUUCAAAUGAUCCUAUUGCAAGAUCAUUGGCUCUUAGAAUGUUUGGACAUAUGGCAGAUAUUCUCUCCGAUAGGACAGAUCUUCAUCAUCAUAUUGAAAAAAAUUUAUUAACUUGUAUUGAAGGAUAUGAGAGAGAAUCAUGUAUUAUUGCUAUUGAACAAAUAUGCUCUACAUCAAAGCAUUUUGCUUCACAAAUUCUCCCUCAACUAGAGACAUUACUUUCUGACAUUAAAACCCCUCCAAAUGCCAAGUUGUCAUUGAUAAGAGUGUUGAGAUACAUGCAUACUGAUGUUAACACAGUUAAUAGAACUUUUAAACUUUGUUCAGAAGUAUUGUUGAAAACCUAUCCUACAACACCUUUUAUACUCGUAAUACUUGAAACUGUAACACAGCUUACUCAAAAUUCUAUAUUUAUUGCUAAAGAUACUUUCCAAUUAUUGUUUAAUAUAUUUAAAUAUGAAUCUAGAAAAAAGGUUAAAAUCAGCGCAAUUAAUAAUAUUACAAAUCUUUCAAAAACGCUCUCUGACACCUACACAUUCGAAUUUCCCUUUAAGGUACGUAUUACUAUCAUUUUUAUUGAAUUCUUACAAAUUUUAAAGAUUCUUCACGAUUCACUUAAUAAUUCUCCGUUCGACUCUGUUAAACUGGCAGUAUUGAGACUUUUAGCCUCCCUUUCUUACUCUCCUUUCAAUGUCAAGAGAUGGUUGAAAUACUCUGAAGAGAAUAACAUUAUACAUAUUGUAGAAUUAUUGCUAUUUUAUAGGAACUUACAAAUUUCUGAUUUGGCUUUUGAAAUUCUUAUAAAUGCGGCAAGACACUCAAAUGAAUCUGAAGAGGUAAUUGAACCAUUGUUAUCAACUCUUUUAAGAGCAUUUUGCUUCUCAGUUACUUAUAGAGUAUCAAACAAUGAUAAUUUAUUAUAUGUUGUAAGUAUUUAUUCAAUAUUGAUUGAAAAAAUUUCAAUUAUUUAA